Aspergillus melleus is the source of this 1431-nucleotide messenger RNA. RefSeq names its product Serine/threonine-protein phosphatase 2A activator 1 (gene RRD1). Gene Ontology annotation, molecular function: protein tyrosine phosphatase activator activity; peptidyl-prolyl cis-trans isomerase activity. Gene Ontology annotation, biological process: mitotic spindle organization. The transcript has 3 exons. NCBI's taxonomy places the organism in Eukaryota, Fungi, Ascomycota, Eurotiomycetes, Eurotiales, Aspergillaceae. Gene Ontology annotation, cellular component: nucleus; cytoplasm; protein phosphatase type 2A complex. The record is from RefSeq and is a predicted model, not a curated record. Bases 1 to 1431 code for a protein of 476 amino acids.
AUGGCUGCAGAGGGAUUCCCAGUGCGCGUGCUGCCCGCGAUUGACCCCGCACGACACUCCUUUAUCGAGCCCGGCAAAAAGAUCCACGAAGGAGAAGAUGUCUCGGAUUUCCUAUGCUCUAAGGGCUAUGUCGAUAUGAUGACAUUUCUUCUUCAGCUGAAUCGGUCGAUGUUCCCGGAAAAGCUUCCCGAUGGCAGCGUGCAAGCUUGGCCUUUGAACUCCGAUGCGGUCGAAUACUCGGCCCCAGUCCGACAGCUACAGCAAUUGCUAUCGAAACUAGAAGCGAUUAUCGCGGAGGCACCGCCCGAUACGGGCCCGCGGAGGUUUGGAAAUUUCAGCUUUCGCAAAUGGUACCAAAUCGUCGAAAGUCGAGCCUCGACCCUGCUCGAGGAGUGUUUGUCGUCUGAAAUACUGAAGAAGCCGUCUUCAGACCCAAAUGGCCCGACGGCGGAAGUGGAAUUGAAGGCUUAUUUCUUGGGGAGCUGGGGAAGCGCUCAACGCUUGGAUUAUGGGACAGGUCAUGAACUGAGCUUCCUAGCCUUUCUCGCUGGAAUCUGGAAGCUUGGGGGAUUCCCUAAAAACGCGGCCGGGGUGGAGGAAAGAGCUCUUGUCUUGGGUGUGAUACAACCGUAUUUGGAAUUGGUACGGACAAUUAUCAAGACCUACACUCUGGAACCGGCAGGUUCUCACGGCGUAUGGGGUUUAGACGAUCAUUCAUUCAUACCCUAUAUCUUUGGGUCUGCACAGUUCGCCCCGGCCCUCGGGGCAUCAGACAAAGUGCCUGAUGAGGGCUCCCUGCCCGAUGCGCCGGAUCCCACUGGUGUGUCCAAAGCAAAUAUUGUUGAAAGAGAGCGAAGAGACAAUCUGUACUUCUCCGCAGUCGGCUUUAUUUACGAUGUGAAGAAAGGGCCCUUCUGGGAGCAUAGUCCAAUGUUGUAUGACAUAUCUGGGAUUCGCACCGGCUGGGCCAAAAUUAAUAAGGGGAUGAUCAAAAUGUAUAAUGCUGAGGUGCUCUCAAAAUUCCCUGUCGUCCAGCAUUUUCCUUUUGGCUCGCUCUUCAGCUGGGAGCGUGAUCCAAAUGCUUUGCCGCCACCAUCCACAGCUCAUAGCUCAUCUGGUCCGCAAGCACGGCCACAAGGCCCCGCUGCUCCGGCCUCAACGACGCAGGCUCCUGGCGCGAGAACCAAGGCGCCUUGGGCCUCUGUAUCGGGCUCUGCCCCUCAAAGUGGAACCGCUGCACCCUGGGCGACCUCGCGAGGAUCCGGAGGGCCGUCUGCGUCCAGAAUACCUCCUACGCUCACUAAUACAUCCACAUUACCACCGGGCCCGAUGACACCGACUCGGGCUCCUUGGGCGAGCUCACAGCCCACGGCAGCCCCAGGUGGCAGCGCUGAAGGGAAUCCUGUUACCAAAGCUCCCUGGGCCAAAUGA